Molecule: messenger RNA, 1545 nt
Organism: Procambarus clarkii (red swamp crayfish)
Lineage: Eukaryota; Metazoa; Arthropoda; Malacostraca; Decapoda; Cambaridae
Source: RefSeq, a predicted model, not a curated record
AUGGCGCCGAAGUCCGUCACAGUGAUGGUCAAUCAUUUACCUGAAGGAAACAUCACCAGGCUGAUUGAUGGUUUUGAUGACUCUCCCGCCGUUGAUGGCCCUCCCGCCGUUGAUGACCCUCCCGCCGUUGAUGGUCCUCCCACCGUUGAUGACCCUCCCGCCGUUGAUGGCCAUCCCACUGUUGAUGACCCUCCCGCCGUUGAUGGUCCUCCCGCCGUUGAUGACCCUCCCGCCGUUGAUGGCCAUCCCACUGUUGAUGACCCUCCCGCCGUUGAUGGCCCUUCCACCGUUCAUGACCCUUCCGCCGUUGAUGGCCCUUCCACCGUUCAUGACCCUUCCGCCGUUGAUGGCCCUCCCGCCGUUGAUGACCCUCCCACCGUUGAUGACCCUCCCGCCGUUGAUGGCCAUCCCACUGUUGAUGACCCUCCCGCCGUUGAUGGCCCUUCCACCGUUCAUGACCCUUCCGCCGUUGAUGGCCCUCCCGCCGUUGAUGACCCUCCCGCCGUUGAUGACCCUCCCGCCGUUGAUGACCCUCCCGCCGGUGAUGACCCUCCCACCGUUGAUGGCCCUCCCGCCGUUGAUGGUCCUCCCUCCGUUGAUGACCCUCCCGCCGUUGAUGACCCUCCCGCCGUUGAUGACCCUCCCGCCGUUGAUGACCCUCCCGCCGUUGAUGGUCCUCCCGCCGUUGAUGGUCCUCCCGCCGUUGAUGACCCUCCCGCCGUUGAUGACCCUCCCGCCGUUGAUGACCCUCCCGCCGUUGAUGGCCCUCCCACCGUUGAUGACCCUCCCGCCGUUGAUGGCCCUCCCGCCGUUGAUGACCCUCCCGCCGUUGAUGACCCUCCCGCCGUUGAUGACCCUCCCGCCGGUGAUGACCCUCCCACCGUUGAUGGCCCUCCCGCCGUUGAUGGUCCUCCCUCCGUUGAUGACCCUCCCGCCGUUGAUGACCCUCCCGCCGUUGAUGACCCUCCCGCCGUUGAUGACCCUCCCGCCGUUGAUGACCCUCCCGCCGUUGAUGACCCUCCCGCCGUUGAUGACCCUCCCGCCGUUGAUGACCCUCCCGCCGUUGAUGACCCUCCCGCCGUUGAUGACCCUCCCGCCGUUGAUGACCCUCCCGCCGUUGAUGGCCCUCCCGCCGUUGAUGGCCCUCCCGCCGUUGAUGACCCUCCCGCCGUUGAUGACCCUCCCGCCGUUGAUGGCCCUCCCGCCGUUGAUGGCCCUCCCGCCGUUGAUGGCCCUCCCGCCGUUGAUGACCCUCCCGCCGUUGAUGACCCUCCCGCCGUUGAUGGCCCUCCCGCCGUUGAUGGCCCUCCCGCCGUUGAUGGCCCUCCCGCCGUUGAUGACCCUCCCGCCGUUGAUGACCCUCCCACCGUUGAUGGCCCUCCCGCCGUUGAUGGCCCUCCCGCCGUUGAUGACCCUUCCGCCGUUGAUGACCCACCGUUGAUGGCCCUCCCGCCGUUGAUGGCCCUCCCACCGUUGAUGGUCCUCCCGCCGUUGAUGGCCCUCCCGCCGUUGAUGACCCUUCCGCCGUUGAUGACCCACCGUUGA